AUGAGGAGGAGUUCAACAUAUGAGUCAAUUCAAGUGCACAUAGAUAGGGUAAAAGGGUUUAGUCAGGAUCAGCCUCCAGCUCAAACAGUAACACUGAUGUUGCGCCCAAAAGAAAAUGAUAAUCCAAAGCUCCAGCGAAAGAUAACUGAGGAUGAAGAGAUGAAAAAGAAUAAAGAAAGAGUUAGGGACGGCAGCAGCAGCAACAGAAGGAACAAUAUUUUUCAGAAUACAAUUAGAGGAACCAAUGGCGCCGCAGAUGUUGGGGUCCUCAACUUUGGCAACGUCGUCGUCCAAGGUCAAGGGGGCGGCAAAGGAAUGAAGGGCUUCCCUGAACAUGGCCGUGGUUUCAACAUUUAUGACAAUACAGUUACAGCAGAUGGAGUCGGUACUAGUAAAAUUGGGUUUCAAAACUUUGGCAACACCAGAUACGAGAAGGAAAGGGAUUCAAAUUGCGCGCAAAAAAAAAGAAAGUCCGAAGCUCUCCUGCUUAACAUGAGUGCUAGGGUAAAAGGGAUUCAUAAUAAUGAAGGAGCCGGCAGCAGCAGGAACGAUUAUCCUGAUAAUAAAAUCACCAAAACCAAUGACUCCACAGAUGUUGGGAUUUUCACCCAUGGCAGCUCUGAUACCGUCUGGACCAAUGCCCGUGGCGGUGAAGGGAAGAAGCCCAAAGGUGUCGGCAAGGACAUCUCUGGCAAUAAGAUUAAAGGAGAUGGAGCACCAGAUGGGUUUCGCAACUUCAGCAACACGAACAAGACAACUAAUGAAGAAGAUUACUGCGUCACCAGCGAUAUUCAUAAGAAUAGCAUUACCGCAGGCAAUGGAGCCGAAUGUGUUGGGAUGGACAACUUUCAUAACACCACCAACUUGCUGAGAAAUGCCAGCCAAGGCCAAGGCGCCAUCGGUCACAACAUUUAUUCCAACAAUAUUAGUGCAGAUGGAUCCGAGAAAGCUGGGUUUAACAACUUUGGCAACACCAACACCCAAUAUUCGGAGACUACUUAG
Messenger RNA from Prunus armeniaca (apricot), 1002 nucleotides. NCBI's taxonomy places the organism in Eukaryota, Viridiplantae, Streptophyta, Magnoliopsida, Rosales, Rosaceae. The record is from the annotation of a GenBank genome assembly.